UUAAAGGUAUAUCUCAUCAAAGAUGGCUCACUUGCUUGGAAGUCGAAAUUGUCUUGAGAGUUUAGCGAUAGAUAUUGUGGAUGUUCACGAAACGAUUACGGAUAUUUUUGGUCGAGUUGGUCCAGUAAAGUUCCCGUCCUGGAAAUAUCCGGACAAGGCAUCGUGUGAUUUGGAUAUAAACAAACUUUUAGCGAGAUAUUGCUUUUCAAAGGAUGAAGACCACUCGAAGCUGUCACAUAUUAUUUUGUUUGAGCUGCUCAUUGACAGGUUGGUUCUCUUGAUGCAAGCAAUGUCAUCUUUUUGUAAUCAUCUUCUAAGUGCAACCGAAACUAACCGUCCCGGUACUGCAAAGUCUGUUGGCUCAGCGAUGUCUGUUGGUUUAGUUGCGAAGAAAUUUUGGAACAAGAUGGCACAUCUAUACCAUGUUGUUCAAAGAAAAUUGACUGAGUCGGACAGUAAAGAUAAGCAGUUAAGAAAAUUGGAAAUCACUGUUGCGGAUAUGAAACAUGAACUUCAUGGGUUUGUGAAGAAGUCGUCUUCUCACACCAGUCAAGUGAGGAAUGAAUUAAAGGACUAUUCCAAGAUAAGUUCCCAAACUGACGACACAAGCCUGGAAAGCUCAAGCCAAGAUGAUGAUUUUAGUUUGGUUGCUCAUGUUGGUGAUGUGGAUUUAAAUGGAAAAUGUAAAGAUGGCCAAACACAAACCUAUGACACUGCGUUUGUACCUUGCGAGGCAUGCAGUCGAACGCAAGAGAAUCUUAUAGCAGUUGGACAAAUGGUGAUGAAAGUGUGCAAAUCUCAGGGUCUUCCUUCCAAUUUAGCAAAGCAAAAAAGGUUGCUUAAGCAGUCUUUGCUUGCUGCUGCGGACAUUUCGCGAUGGGCCGCCGAACAGAACCGAGAUCUGUCAAGAAUUAAUGAUCAUCUUGACAACCUCUAUGCACAAAUCGACCCUCUUCAAGAGAAGUUGAAUAAAUCACGUGAAAGACGGAAAGCUCUUGAAGAACAGGUGAAAAGCCUUGAGGAAAGUGUGGAAAGUGAACGAGCUGAAUCGCAGAGGAUUUCUACAGAGUUGUCAGAAAAAUUGACAGUUCUAACUCAGGAAAUGAAGAGUUUGCAGAAUAGGACUGAUAAAGAGAUACUAGAUUUGAAGAAAGGAAAGGAACUUUUAGAAAUUCGCAUUGAAAAAAGUGAACUGGAACUCAAAGAUUCUGUUGCAAGCAAGUCCAAACUUGAGUCCCAGUGUGAGCAUCUCAAGGCUGGUCUUGAAAAAGAACGGUCAGAAACGAUAAAGUUGCAGAAAAUGAAUGAAGAUUUGGAAAUGACAAAGCAAACUUUGGUUGACCUGAAGAGCAGACUGGAAAAAACAACGUUGGAACUUGGCAAGAUGCAAGCGAAGAAUAAAACCCUUUCACAACAUGAUCAAGUCCUUCAAAGUAAACAAGAUGCUCUACUUCAACGUAUUGAUGAACUGGACCAGGACUGUGAGGAACUCAGAGAGAAAGUGAUGGAUAUUGAGGGUGAGAGAGAUGAACUGAGGGAUAUCUUAGAUGAAACAAAGAUACAAAGUGGGAAACUCCAAGAAGAGUUGACAGAAAAACAGGGUCAGAUUGAUCACAUCAACGCUGAGAGAAACGAUUUGUCCACGACGAUCGAGGGUUUGCAAACAGAUGUUCAAAGAUUACGACAUGAACUGGAGUUGAACGAGGAGAAAAUACAGAUGAUGGUGCAGUAUCCUGGUGAUGGUCUUAACAGUGAAGUUUUGGAUAAUCCUUUGGCGAUCUCUCGGGAAAUGGAGAAACAAAUAGCAUUGAAUAAUAUUCGCAUUGCCAUGUUGGAAGAGCAGAACAAGAAACUGAGACAUUCCAUCGAAAAACUGAGCAAUGUUCAGGAAGAAGUGAAACCUUUCAGAGAGGUGGAGGAGCCAGUGUUGCUCUGGAGCGCAAAUGAAGGUUCAGGACACAACAGAAAGAACAAGACAAGUAUUCCUAAUCGCUCAACACUUGCGAGGAGCCAGUCCGAUUCCGAGAGUCGCGGUCAUCGUACGGCGUCCACCAACGAGUCAUUCCGACAAACGUCCGACAAUUACCGACAGCCACGUCCACCCUCGAGCGCAAAACUAGAAAAACAGGAGAGUCGUGAUCGAGUAUUUGAACAGAGACAGGCCAGAGCUUUGAGCUCAAAACUUGCACACAGUGGAAGAAAUGCCGCCAGGUUCGACGCCUGGACGCCGAACACGAACACGAACACUACGGCACGCGACGAUGUAAGCACGACAAAUUACGAACAAGUUGAUACGUUUAUCUGUGGUGGUUGUGAUAAGAUGUACACAACGCGAAAAGAUUUGGACAUACACAAAUCAUUUUGUUAUGAUUUGAAGAAGUAAUAUCCUUUCCGCAAUUGAUAUGUAAUGUCUUAAUAUGACACUGCUUAAUUUACCGAUCUCUCGGGCGUGGAUCCCAAUAAAAAUCCCCUUGUGAUUUAAAUUAAUUGUAUAUUAUAAGAUUGUACAUAAAUGUUUUCAUCCACUGUUAUCUUAAUUGAAGCCAGUUUUCUUUCUCAAAUGUA
This is a messenger RNA of Dendronephthya gigantea, 2565 nucleotides long. RefSeq names its product coiled-coil domain-containing protein 157-like. The transcript has 9 exons. The record is from RefSeq and is a predicted model, not a curated record. NCBI's taxonomy places the organism in Eukaryota, Metazoa, Cnidaria, Anthozoa, Malacalcyonacea, Nephtheidae. The coding region runs from base 23 to 2383 and encodes 786 amino acids.